AUGUUAUCAUAUUAUGUCAAAGUUGUUAAUAAUUAUGUCAAUGUGAUAUUUUAUUGUUUUCUAUUUUUAAUUUAUUUUACAAUAUCAAUUAAAGCAAUUGACAAUAAAUUAAAUUAUUCAGUCCAAAAUUUACAAUGCAAUGAAAAAGAAUUUAAAUUAUUUUUAAACUUUAGCUCAAAUUUUGAUGGAGUUAUUUUUGGAAAAGACUAUUUUCAAGAUAAAAAAUGUAAAUGGUAUAACAAUAAAAAUAAAAUAGAAAUUUCCAUUGAUACAACGAUGUGUGGUAUAAAAAAAAUUGGUGAUGAAUAUGAAUUUUCAAUAAUAAUAUCACCUGAAAAAAAUAUUAUUGUUGAGGGUGCAAAAGAAGUUUUAUUAAAAUGCCUACCAACAGAAAAUUUUAAAAAUAUACCAGAAAAUGAUGAGGUAGAUGAAAUUGUUAUAUCAUUAGACUCCAGUCAAAAUAUUUCCAGUAAACUAAAAUUUACCCCUAUUACUCCAUCAACAUUGACAGGAAAUGGUUAUGCUACAAAAGUUUCUCUUCAAAUUUUAAGACAACAUGACAUGAAAGGAUCCCUGGCAAAAGAUGCUAAAAUAGGAGAACCAUUAACAAUGAAUGUUCAUUUAGAAGAUACAAAAUUAUAUAAUAUAAUGUUGUCUGAUUGUUAUGCUCAUGAUGGUAAAGGAAAUGACAAAGCAAUCUUAAAAAUAAUAGAUUCUCAAGGUUGUAGUGUACCUCUGGCAAGAGCUGUUAAAGAAAAUGUUACAACUCAAAUAAUUAAUGGAAAUGAAAAAAAUAUAUUUAUUAAUAUUUAUGGUUUUCAAUUCACCUCAAAUAAUAAUGUUUAUUUUGAAUGUAAAGUUAAAACAUGUAUUCAACCUUGUUUUGUUAAACAAUGUGAGAAUAAUACCAAAACUAUAUCAAAAGAAGAAAAAAAUGAAAAAGAAUUUACCAAUAUUAUUGUUAAAUAUAUGUUGGAAAUAAAACCAUAA
Strongyloides ratti is the source of this 990-nucleotide messenger RNA. RefSeq names its product Zona pellucida domain-containing protein. The coding region runs from base 1 to 990 and encodes 329 amino acids. The record is from RefSeq and is a predicted model, not a curated record. The transcript is spliced from 4 exons. NCBI's taxonomy places the organism in Eukaryota, Metazoa, Nematoda, Chromadorea, Rhabditida, Strongyloididae.